ACAAAAAAACCAACAACCCCAGAACGAAGUGAUUGUUCCUGUUCUCUUUCUUAAGUCAUUUGAAACACUGUCCCUCCUUAUUUUCUAAAUCAACCACAGUUCCCUACUCAAGAAGCGACAGAGGCUGCCAGUUAGGAAGCAGGUACAGAACUUGGGCCAACAGCCACCAGAGCAGUGUCAGCAGCUGACACAAAUGCCUCCUGGAGCCUGUGCAGAUGCAUUUAAAGCAGAUUUGGCACAAAGGAGAUGAAUUAAUGAAGCUAGAGUAUGCAAGAGGAAUUAAAUGCGAUGAAGAAAGAGGAAGCUCCCUGCAAUAUGGAUGGCAUACAAACCCUUCCCUUUCCCCACUGCUUGGACCCUGUUGUGAAGUCAGACAUAGCUUCACCGCUCAAUGAAGAAUUCAGAGCACAGCUUGCCCAGUUGGGAUAUGGCCCUUCCCCUGCAGAACUGCAGAACUUCCAGGGCUCCUUAGAAGGAGGAUCUCGCAAGCGUAAAAGCAUGCCCACGAAAAUGCCCUCUGCUGUCUCACCAGGAGAGCCCACCUCCCCGCCACACAGGUCUGAAGACAUCCCCACUGCAAGUUCUCCUGACCUCCCUUUAAUAUUCCAGCACCACCACACACAGCCAAACUACAAUGCCCACAUGAUUGACCUGUGCAACAUUGGCUUUCAGUUCUACAGAACUCUGGAACACUUUGGAGCACAGUCUAUCAAGGAAGAACCCAUCAAGCCUAAUGUGCUCUGGCCUGGACCUGCCCCAUUUCUGCAGGUGCCCUAUCCAUACUAUCCUAAAGUUCACCCUUCUAUGAUGUUUCCAUUUCUUAUGCCCCCAGAUUUUCAUUUCAGAAGCCCUUUCCCACUGAAAAGGCCUCUGGAGCCUCCCUUCUCCAGGAGGACGGAGUUAGAGGAACAAGCUGAAAGUAAACAGAAGGUGGAGAGGGUGGAUGUCAACAUUCAGAUCGAUGACAGCUAUUACGUUGACGUGGGAGGGGAACAAAAGCGCUGGCAGUGUCCCAUGUGCGACAAGUCCUAUACGUCUAAAUACAACCUGGUCACCCACAUUUUGGGGCAUAGCGGCAUCAAGCCGCACGCUUGCUCUCGCUGCGGCAAGCUUUUCAAGCAGCUGAGCCACUUGCAUACCCACAUGCUCACCCACCAGGGCACCCGGCCUCACAAAUGCCAAGUGUGCCACAAGGCCUUCACCCAAACCAGCCACCUGAAGAGACACAUGAUGCAGCACAGCGACGUCAAGCCUUACAGCUGCAGGAUCUGCGGGAGAGGUUUUGCCUACCCCAGCGAGUUGAAAGCCCACGAGUCCAAGCAUGAGAGCGGCCGGGAGAAUAUUUGCAUUGAGUGCGGCCUUGACUUCCCGAGCUUGGCUCAGCUGAAGAGGCACCUGACCACCCACCGAGGCCCUAUACAGUACCAGUGCACAGAGUGCGACAAGACCUUCCAGUACCCAAGCCAGCUGCAGAAUCACAUGAUGAAGCACAAGGACAUCCGCCCGUACAUCUGCACUGAAUGCGGCAUGGAGUUUGUUCAGCCCCAUCACCUCAAGCAGCACUCCUUGACUCAUAAGGGUGUGAAGGAGCACAAGUGUGGGAUCUGUGGCCGAGAGUUCACGCUACUUGCUAAUAUGAAGAGGCACGUAUUAAUUCACACCAACAUCAGGGCCUACCAGUGCCAUUUGUGUUUCAAGAGCUUCGUCCAAAAACAGACGCUCAAAGCCCAUAUGAUUGUCCACUCAGAUGUCAAGCCCUUCAAAUGUAAGCUGUGCGGAAAGGAAUUUAAUCGAAUGCAUAAUUUAAUGGGGCACAUGCACUUGCAUUCAGACAGCAAGCCGUUCAAAUGUCUCUACUGUCCCAGCAAAUUCACCUUGAAGGGGAACCUCACCAGACACAUGAAAGUCAAACACGGAGUGAUGGAAAGAGGAUUUCGGUCUCAAGGACAUGGAAGGGAACGAAUAAGAACAUCACAAACAGAUGCCUCAAGGAGCCCGGAACAGGAAGAACCCUUUGACCUUUCCCAAAAAAACCAAGGGAAAGGACUUUCAUUUCACUCUGAUGGGGAAAGUGCCAAAGGAAGCUCGUGUCAUGAGGAAGAUGAAGACAACUGCUAUGGGGUGGAGCCGCAGAGCCCUGCCAUGUACCACAGCAACAGCAAGCAUGAUCUUUCCAGCCAAUCAGAACUCGAGAUGAAAGACUUCAGAGAGUCGUACUGUGAUGAGAAAGAGAAAAUUCUGGAUUCAAAAUGUGAGGAGAGGAAAGAUAUCAACGGGAACCAGAGCCGAGGAGAAAGAGACUUUGCAAAUAAUGACGGGAGGCAUAUGGGCUUUAGCCACUUUGAGAAUAAUAGACUCACUCAGUCUCUCUCUGACUACUUGUAUUUUCAACAUAGAAACAAGAGUUUGAAGGAGCUGCUGGAAAGGAAAAUGGAAAAGCAAACUGUUUUUCUGGGUAUCUAAAAGGACACAUGUAAACCUAGCGUUGGGAAAGAGAAGUUCCUUCAUAGUUUUCAAUACCAUGAGCUGUAAUCUAACAAGACUGGCAAAUGAUGAAAAAGCAUAAAUAAUUUAAGGCAAUUUUCACCCGUCAUUCACUUGUCCCUAUUUUUAUACACUAAUGUCAUAGAUACAAUGAUGUCAUAUAUAGCAAUCUAGUCUAUAAGCUUCUUUCCAAUAAUUUCCCCCAACAUUCUGACCUGGUCCAUGCAUGCAGCAGAGUGAAAUGAACGAGUCCUGGAUGUGCUGUAACCUUUUGUUGUUGUUGUUUUAUUUACUUAAAGAUAUUGGCUAUUCCAUAUUUUUGCUCUAUCUUUAGAGCAAACUUUAGUUUGAACUGUCAGGUGUACCUUACAGGGUUUGAGUCCUGCUUGAGGACCACCUGGGCAUCUGGUUGGCCACUGUGAAAACAGGAUGCUAGACUAGAUUCUUCUUAAGUUUUUAUGGUCAAUGGACAUUUCAGCUUGCAGGCCUGUGAGUGGCUUUGCAUUCCCUCACAGCAACACUGCUACAGAACUACCGUACUAUUCAGCAUUCUUCAUGGGAAGCCAUGGUGGUGUAAAAACCAACAGAAGUCAGUAAUGCAGAUAUGGCCUUAGUCUAAGCCUUAGAGAAACAUCUGAAGUGCUCAGCAAAUCCAGAAUGCUUUACCUAAGAGCAGGCGGUACAUAACACGGAGAUUCUGGGAAGCUAAGUAGGAUUCUGCAAGGUACAGCAGAACAGAGCAGACAAGUGGAAAACUCAAAGGAAAUAUUGAUCAUAUCUCAUGAUGAAAGGAUGUGGCUAGGACAACAAAGGGUAUCAGUAACAUGAUGAUCAAUUAACAAAUGGGUUUGGCCUUAGAACACCUGACUCAGGAGAGUUCUGAUGCACUUGGAGACCGGUAAAAAGUAAAGAUCACCUGGGUCCACUGUAAACCGCUAUGCAAUACAAAGGCAGACUUCUGAUUAUUUGAAGUAUAUCAACAUUUUUAGGAUCUCCCAUUAUGUGAUAAAAGAUCAGGCAGGUCCCAAUGAAUUUCAUUAUGAAUUUACUCUGGUUAUAAUUUUGUCCCUUGCUCCCGUGCUCUCCUCAACAUGUUAUUUCUAAGUUAUUUGUCUCAGUCUGUUGCAGCCUCUUCUCUUCUCUUCUCUUUGAGACCUUUGUGUUGGUUCCAGUUUCUUUGCACCUUCCUGUUUCCAUAGUGUUGCUGCAUUUGGCUGCUGAUCACGGGUGGGGAACCUGUAUCCAGGUCCUCUCAGCCCCAGCCUUCAUGUCCGAUGCUCAGAUGAGUUCAGAUAAGGUGAGAGCUCCAAACAUCUGGAGGGCCACCGGUCCCUCAUCCCUGCUGUAGACUGUGCAAAUCUGAAAAGUGCAAUUUUAAAUAUAGUAUUUAUUAUGCCAAGGAGAGUAUUUAAUAAAGUCUUGCCAGGUGUACAAUAACACACUGCGUCUGCUUAGCUGAAUAGGAAAUAACAACAUUAACAGUAUGUAUUCUUGUAUCUGUGCAUUGAUUUGUGUGUGUGUGUAUUUUAAACAACACCUGACAAGUGGGAUCCAACCCAAAUUCCAGUAUAUUUCUUGAUAGCCAGUAGCUCAUCUGAAAUGUCACAUGUCAAAUAUAUUUUGUUAAUUUAAAACAAACAAAUAAAUAUAUAUCAAAGGUGCUGUUGUAGUUUGCAUCAAGCCAGCCCAGAAAUGUCAAUUGUCUCUGUCCUGAUAAAACAACAGGUCCAUGUUUCUCAUGGUUAUACUGUCACAUGCUGCUCCCUACUUUCCCAACUGGGAGAUGUUCCAGGAGCAGCACUUACCUGGUUAUGUGUUCUUUUGGCAGGUAUUUUCUUUUAAUAUAUGAAUUUAUUUACAAAUAUAUAGGAUGGACAUAGGUGGAUUUAUACAAUCAGUAAAUCAACUGCCCUACACCAUAACUGUUAUACCGGUAGUUACUUGGUUGCAAUGAGGGCCCUGUUUUUGUCAGACAAAAAGUCAGAACCUCGUCCUAUGAACAUAGGAAUCUGCCUUAAAUUCAGUCAGACCAUUGUUCCAUCUACCUCAGUACUAUCUACACUGACUGGCAGCAGCUCUCCAAGGUUCUAAGCAGGAGUCUCUCCCAUCCCCAAUUGGGGGGGGCAGGGUUUGAACCUGGCAUCUUCUGCAUAUAAGGCAGAAGUUCUAAUACUGAGCUACACUCCUUCUCCAUGGUUCACAAGUAAAUGCAGUUGCAAAUAGGCACCCUGCUUUGAGGGGAAGACUAUUACAGGUACCUGGAAUUAAGCCUGUGGGUAUAUACUCUCGAGCCAAGGAGCAGGUUGACACACCUAGCACCCAAAAUCAGUAAAUAAAUUUGCAAAGAGCUUCCAUGACAGUAUGCAAUUGAAAAGAACAGAAUGCCAUAGGCCCAGCCACACAACAAGUGUAAGGGUGCUUACACCUCACAAUGGGGGAAGCAGUGUGAGGCUUGAGGAAGAGAAGGAAUCUCUCAAAACGAUGGUGCACUUCAACUUCAUAAGUUCCUAAGGUGAUGGAUUGCACAAUUCUAUUCCCAUUUAGGAAAUGUCAAAUGCCAACGAUAUAGCUUUGGAAGGGAAAGGGUGAGUGAGAAUAACACGAGCUUUGUGAAUAUCUCCCUGUGUACUUUUUCCUGAGUGAAAGAAGGGGAAACUCAAGUUUUGCUCUCCUUGCUCUGCUAAAUGUUUGUGUUGCUCCUUACAAGAGCAGGGAUUAUUUAUGCAUUAAUUGCCUUUAGGGGUGUCGGAUAAAUUCCAUUCAGCACACAUUAAAAGCGGAAUCUAUCCAAUUCAUACUUCCCCAACCAACAGGUGAAUCAAAACACAGCCAACCUUCAAAAUUCACACUUAUCUGAAUAAUGUGAUGCAGUUCUUCAACCAAACGGUGGUUACAAAAAUGCUUAUAUGAGAGGAGAGUGUUCACAAAAUGAUGAUGUUAAAGAAAGUAACAUACAUAAUGCUAAUAAUAUUAGCGAA
This is a messenger RNA of Zootoca vivipara (common lizard), 5462 nucleotides long. RefSeq names its product zinc finger protein 366 (gene ZNF366). The record is from RefSeq and is a predicted model, not a curated record. Gene Ontology annotation, molecular function: RNA polymerase II cis-regulatory region sequence-specific DNA binding; DNA-binding transcription factor activity. NCBI's taxonomy places the organism in Eukaryota, Metazoa, Chordata, Lepidosauria, Squamata, Lacertidae. Gene Ontology annotation, biological process: regulation of transcription by RNA polymerase II.